Molecule: messenger RNA, 516 nt
Organism: Vespula vulgaris
Lineage: Eukaryota; Metazoa; Arthropoda; Insecta; Hymenoptera; Vespidae
Gene: ND-B15
Product: NADH dehydrogenase [ubiquinone] 1 beta subcomplex subunit 4
Exons: 3
Coding region: 65-409 (114 amino acids)
Cellular component (GO): mitochondrion
Source: RefSeq, a predicted model, not a curated record
AAUAUAUCAACUUACUGCAAGUUCUUCCGAGUACGUUCUAAGGAAAUUUACGUGGACAAAAACUAUGUCUGGAAACAAGGUAUACGAUAUUUCGCCCGAAGAUCGGGAAGUUAAAGAAUGGAGAGCUUCCAGACGUUUAGAAUUGAGAAACGAAUAUUUAAGAGAGUUGCAAGAUCCUUACCGAACUGAAGAAAUUCUAGACAAAGGAUGGUUACGAUUUUAUGCUACAAGAGUACAGCUUGAACAUAUUUUCAAACAAACUCCUUAUAAUACCUUGUUAAUGUUUGCUGUUGUGGGAGGUACAUUAUGGUUUACAGGAAGUAUUAUAAAAAAAUUCAGGGAUAGCAAGGAACUCCUGUAUCGCACAGGUCAAGUCUCAUACACAGAUAGAAUGUUUAAAUUCCAUUAAAAAGAAAAUAUCUUCUUACGCAAUAUAGUUCAAUAUAAAUAAACAAUAAUGAAGUAGAAAUUGAUAUGUAAUAUUACAUGUAUGAAAUAAAAAUAGAGGAAAAAAUA